This is a messenger RNA of Nasonia vitripennis (jewel wasp), 1478 nucleotides long. RefSeq lists its product as uncharacterized. Gene Ontology annotation, biological process: mitochondrial respiratory chain complex I assembly. The transcript has 5 exons. The record is from RefSeq and is a predicted model, not a curated record. Bases 506 to 1054 code for a protein of 182 amino acids. Lineage: Eukaryota; Metazoa; Arthropoda; Insecta; Hymenoptera; Pteromalidae.
CAGGCAGUCUAAACUUUUCCAUUUCGACAAAGGACUCCCCAAAGGAGUCUACAUGAUAACAAAAGUAUUCCGGAUUUUUGUAUUCCUUAUCCUUGGCUGCACCAGCGUAACCAACAGCUGCAAUAAUUAAUUUCAGCAAAGUUACUUUUCAACAAUAGUUUUAAAUUUGCUUACCUUGAUUAGGAACAUCUACAACUUUAUUGGUCAAUCCAGGAACCUCUGGUAUGCUUGAGCUUUUUGGCUGAUGUGUUGUACUACCUUGACUAGUUUUACCGGAAGCAAGAUUACGUUUCAGAAUAGCACUUGAUCUCUGUAAAUAAUAGGUACCGCAUUCUCGUGUAGCAGACGGCGUUUCAUCAUGAUUGGUCCGACUGUUUAAAGGCCAUCGUUUAUUGGCAGACGUUAUGUAACAUUCCCAGCUGAUUGUACAUGGAAGAUCGUCGUCGUCGCCGUUGUCGGCUGAAGUUUUUCUCUCUAUUGGUGAACAAAACAAAAAAGCUUCAAAAUGGUGCUGUUAAGAAUUAUGAUGGAAAAAUUCAACUAUUAUGAUAAGCCAGAAGGAGAAGAUCCUAUUGGUAAAAUUAUGGGAUUGACAAAAUAUGGAAUAUUAACAGGAGGAUUUAUAGCUAUUUACGAUGCUUGCAUGUAUUCACAAUGCGCCACUGCUGCUCAGUUCUUUAAUACAGCUGGUUACUGGAUGCUGCCAAUUACCGGCAUGUGUGUAACAUUCUCAGCUGUUACAUACACUGCAACAAAUUUAAGGAAAAAGGAUGAUAAAAUAAAUUAUCUACUGGGAGCUUUAGCAUCAGGUGCAGUUAUGCAUGCUUGGCUAAGACAACCCCUGUUCAGUGGAUGGGGAACCUUUUUCUUAGUAGGGUAUGCCUUAGCAAAGAAAGAUUACAAGCAAAAUUGUCCAAGUAAAAAUCCAAUUUUGCCAAACAUAGAUGAUGUUCAUAAAAACUAUUUAUUAUGGAGAAACAUACCAUAUAGAAAUUACACUUGGAAACCAAGAUGGGAACCGGGCAGGGAAGAUUAUUACAGAAAUUUCCAAUGAAUUAGUAAACAAGUUAUUUUGAUUUAAUCAAUCAUUUCUUUGAUAUACUAUCUCAGAAUUAUAUGUACUUUUUAAGUCAGUAUAUUCAAUACAAUGUUGGUAAAAUAAAAAAGCAUCUUAGAUUCAUAACAUUUAUUAUUUAUUUGAAUUUAAUUAGUUAUUGAAACCUAUGGUUAUGUACAAUGAAUCAAGUAAAAAAGCGUAGAAUAAAUAGAACAUACUCGUCGGCAAACUCAUUAUCUAUGUAAGUGUUUCGCCUUUUGUAACCUGAAACAGACAUUUAUGACUUUAUGACUUUACUUAUUUUUCGUAAAACUAGAGUUGUAUGUAUUCCUCUUACGCAUGCUUCUAAAUAUUCAAUUCUUCGUUCCAAUGUGGUCAGCUUUUCGUUUAGAACAGCUAAUCGGGAUCUACAAGACAUAUC